GCUGCAAUAGCGACCUUCCGUAACCGAAAGGAGCGAUGGGAAGACGGAAGCGAGCGCUGUUAACAGCGGGCUGCAGCGUGAGCAGAUGAAGAGACGGAAGCGAGUCAUGUUACCUGAAAUGAUGUGUGGUCCACGGAGUUCUGUGCCGCUUCUGCUGAUCUUCACUGUUCUCUUAAGCUGGCCGUUACUGGUAGAAGUUAAGGAGCAUCACAUACGGGCCAUUACGGACAAUAACUGGAAAGAUAUCUUGGAAGGGGAGUGGAUGAUUGAAUUCUAUGCUCCAUGGUGCCCUGCUUGCCAGCAACUUCAGAAAGAAUGGGCUGACUUUGCAGAGUGGGGGGAGGAUUUGGAUGUGAAUAUUGCCAAAGUGGAUGUUACCGAGCAACCAGGUCUAAGUGGCCGAUUUGUUAUCACCGCUCUUCCAACCAUUUAUCAUUGUAAGGAUGGUGCCUUUAGGAAGUACCAAGGUAGCAGAACCAAGAAUGACUUCAUAAAUUUUAUUGACGAAAAGAAAUGGCAGGAGAUCAAGCCAGUGUCUUCAUGGUUUGGACCUUCCUCUUUAGCGAUGAAUGUUAUGUCUGGACUUUUCAAGCUCUCCAUGUUUAUUAGGCACUGCCACAAUUACCUGACUGAAAAUGUUGGUAUACCUGUGUGGGGCUCCUAUGCCAUUUUUGCUCUUGUUACCCUCUUCUCAGGACUUACACUGGGACUGAUCUUGGUUUUUGUAGCUGACUGUGUCUUCCCAACGCAUCGAUAUUCUGUGCCAGCGUAUCAACAAAAGAGACACGCUCAAGAGCAGGCCCGUCUAAGGAACAGACUAGAGGCUGAACAGGAAGCAGAUGUUGAAGAUGAUGAGGAAGAUGAGGAUGAUUAUAAAGAUCGAAGAGGAGUUUUAAAGAACAGUGACAGAGAGGAAGAAAGUGACGAUAAAGAAAUGGACUGGAUUAAGGACAGAAGCGAAACAGAAUCAAUAGAGGACAUUGACUCAAAGGCAGAAAGGUCACCCAAAGUUGUUCGAAGGAGGACUGCAGCUAACUCAGGAGAGCAAGAGGAGGAGUUACCUGCUGAGCAGGAGGGCAGCUAGGUCUCCUCAAGAAUGUAGAUGCAUCUUUGCCUGAAACAAACACAUCCAGCCAUCUGUUGGUUUCUUUUAGCUUCCUUUUUGCACUGAUGUUCUAUAUCUUUGGUUAAAGCAACCGUUUUAAUUCUUUUGUCAAUAUCCAGUGAAAAGAGGAAAAAAGUUUCUGUUAGGCGCAGUAAAGCAAGACAGAUUUUUUGCUUUUGGUUUUUAUUUAAAGUAAUCAUCAUUUUUUUUCCUUAAUAUCCCCUGCCCCUUGCCUUUAUCAGCUUCAAAUGAAGAGAUUAAACAUUCAAGCGCUUUAUAGUAUUUAGAAGACUUCAGAGCUAGUUGUCUUCUUCACAUUUGCUUUUUGUUUAUGUAAACUGCUUGAUCUCAUCAGUGCCAACCAAGCUUAUACUUCCGAUGAUUUUCCUGUUCCCGUAGAAAACCUAAUAAUGAUUCUAGUUUCUAGCCUUUCCUCUAUAGUGAAGGCAUUGGCUGUAUAGUUUUGAAUUGAGGUAAGCACUUUGAUCAAACACCUUUUUUUGGCAGUCCAAAGUUUUUUUCAUUAUUCUUACUGAGUGUUGGUUGAAAAGCAGUGUUUUUCUGUUGCUUGACAGCUAAAAAAGAAUAGGGGAAAUUCAAUCGUCGUAAUCAUCUCCUACCAAGGCCUCACCCACAGGCACUCAGGUGUGGGUGUGGGUGUGUGUGUGUGUGUGUGUGUGUGUGUGUGUGUGUGUGUGUGUGUGUGUGUGUGCGCAUAGUGCUCCUGAGCCAUUUCUCAUGUUAAAGCUGUUAGGAAAUUCCUUUGGAUGGAACCCUUGGAAGUGGUCUGUAAGCUUAAUACCCCAUUAACAUAUAAUUUGUUAUGUCUGUAGUAAGACAGUGUCUACUUUGCUGUUCAUUUCUCGUUCUGAUCAUAUGUCUUUGUUUGUUGUUUGUAUUGCUGUACAGCACUAGUACAAUUCAUCAGUAGUAGAGAAGCUGAAUUUAAAUGAAAGUUCACAUCCAGUCUACAGUAGCUUGAAUUAUUUUUAACAAGGUUACAUACAUUUUCCUAAUGUUAUUUUUUUCUGUCAGUGUUACUCUUUUUGACCUAUAGGUAGGACAUUAGAAUGAAUGCAGGUUGUAGAUAGAAUGUCAUUCCAUGGAUAAUAUGUGUGCCUCAUCUAGCAUUGUCCAAAUUUUCUGAAGAUUUUCUGGAUUUUUCCAGUUACAGGUUGACUAAAUUGGUAAUUCUUCUAGAAACUGUUCUGCAAAGUUGAAUGUAUCUACAUAAUUUAGUGUGUCAACUGUUUGCAGUAAUUAGAAUGUUCUUAAAACUAGAAAAGCUUUUGGAAAUGUUCAAGCAGUAAUUCAUGGCAGUGUUUCUGUUGCACAAACCCUACAAUGAAGAGCAGAGAUUUCAUGGAUGUUCUUUCAUAAUUUCCGCACUGUUCAGAAUGCCUGCUCAAGCUUGCAUAUUCAGUAUGUCCAAGUUGUCUUUUACCUUUAGCUUCAGAGAUUUGGAGGUAUCAGACUAGCUGCUUUUAAGAUGUUGACUGGAGAAUCGGCAGUUGUGCCUCUGUCUGCAAGCUUUUCAAUUGCUGGACCCUGCAGCAUGGGCAUGCCAAAUAAAAUACACAAGGGAUCCGUGACCAUGCGUAACCUGCUUGGCUUUUAAAAUAUUUUUGGCACGUUGUCAAUGUGGUCGCCUGCCCACUGAGCAGUCCAGGGAGCUCAUUCAGAAGAAAUUAGUUCUGAGAGCCAGGAAGCUGACAGAAUUACUUUGAAGAGGAAAUGCAUGCCCUUUUAUUUAAGUAGAAAGGCCACAAGCAUUGCCUUGUAAUUCCACGUGUUAAACUCUGUUGAGAGCAGAUAGAGUAAAGAUGCAUUUGAUGUACCUCUCAAUGGCUCCAUGCUGCUGUUGGCUUCACAUUUACAAAAUGACACUCCAUGAAGCUCAGCAGUCAAUUCUCACCCAACACAGACAGUAUAUAACUAUAGAACGCCAUCUAAAAUGGUGCUUUAUUUAGGAUGCAGCUGCAAAGAGGAUAAAAAAGUUAAACACAGGCCUGGCCUGUUUAUGUUAGAGAGUUAUAUUAAUGAGUUGUUGCCAAGUUCUGACGAUACUUUUUUUUUUGCCUUUUGAUUCAUACUAUUUCACUAUAAACCAAAAGCCCAGAUGGCAUUUCUUAGGCACACGCUAUAUAGUAUCUGUUUGGGAUUAAAUAUUCCAUCCCACAGCAUAUGGUAGUUAAUUUGCAGCUUCAUCACUGAGCAUUUAGUGGAUUGCUCUGCCCUAACGCUGGCUGCUGAUUGAUGUCCCUGGUGCUUCUGUUUUAUCUUUUGGUGGUGUUGGACAGUAAUUUGGAGGAUUUCAUUUGAAAACACAUAACAGUACCUUGUUUUUGGCCUUAUUUAUAUUGAACACUUUGAUGUUUACACAAGUAUUUAUGUAACAAGUCUACCCUGCAGGGCUUUUAGGAUCCUUCCAUUGUUAGAAUAAUUGAUCAGUGUUUUUCUUGGUAGUCCUGUAUGGAGAGCUUACCUCUUUAAUAGGAACAGUGUUAACAUGCAUUGCAUUUUCCAGAAAUAAUAUACAUAACGUUUUGUUUUAAUCUUGUUUUAUUUUAUUAUCUGAGAGGGCAAUGCACUUUGGAUGAAGCUUUUUGUAAAACUACCAAUAAAUAAGUUGCUGAUUUCAGAAAGA
This is a messenger RNA of Erpetoichthys calabaricus (reedfish), 3752 nucleotides long. RefSeq names its product thioredoxin-related transmembrane protein 1 (gene tmx1). The transcript is spliced from 8 exons. Lineage: Eukaryota; Metazoa; Chordata; Cladistia; Polypteriformes; Polypteridae. The coding region runs from base 86 to 1084 and encodes 332 amino acids. The record is from RefSeq and is a predicted model, not a curated record.